Zingiber officinale is the source of this 1785-nucleotide messenger RNA. Its product is annotated as heavy metal-associated isoprenylated plant protein 32-like. Lineage: Eukaryota; Viridiplantae; Streptophyta; Magnoliopsida; Zingiberales; Zingiberaceae. The transcript has 3 exons. The record is from RefSeq and is a predicted model, not a curated record. Gene Ontology annotation, molecular function: metal ion binding. Bases 318 to 1520 code for a protein of 400 amino acids.
GAGAGCCGGCCGGGGACCAGAAAACUUCAAAAGAGCAGUACAAAGUUAAAGGUAGCAGCUCGUAGAACAGUCUGCAACAGAGAGGAAAAUAGGAAAAGCAAAAGAAUACUCUGCUUGCCCACCCCCACCACCUUACUUACAAGUUACAAUCAAGCACAACAUCACAGAGCAGCUUCACUCACUCUCUGGCUCUAGCUAGCUAGCUGUUUCAGACUAAAUAUCUCUGCUCACUUUUUGGUGCUCAUGCUUCUGCUCAGCCUUUCAGAUAUCUCCAGCGCUCGGUGAGUGAGUUUCUCGGUGUGCCUGCGGCUGAGAAAAUGAGUAAAGAAGCCAACAAGUUCCUAAAGAUCCAGGCUUGUGUUCUGAAGGUGAAUAAUAUCUGCUGCGAUGGCUGCCAGAAAAAAGUAAGAAGAGUGCUUCUCAGAACUGAGGGGGUGUACGAAGUGACAAUAGAUGGAGAGAAGAGGAAGGUUACAGUCACAGGGACUGCGGAUCCGGCCACCCUCAUCAGAAAGCUUAACAAGGCUGGCAAACACGCUGAGCUUUGGCAUGCAAAGGGAGGAGGCCAGCAGAAACUUACCGAUAUGCUUCAGGAGCACAAGCUUGACCAUGCCAAAGGACAGCAAAAGGGCGGCGGCGGCGGCGGCGGCGGCAAGGAGAAGAAGUCACAGAAGCAGACUCAGGAGAUGGGGAAAGGGUUUAAAGAUCUGAAAUUUCCCGACCUCAAGCUGCCUUUCAAGAAAGAUGACAACAGGAAGGUCAAGUUCAAUCUGCCUUCCCAGGAAGAGGUGGAUGAUGGGAGCGACUACGACAGCGACGACGAUGAUGACUGGGAGGAGUUUGACGACGAGGACUUAGACGACAUGCAUGAUGAGUUUGGCGGCGAUGGCAUGCUUGGUGGCCCUAAGACGAUGAACCCCAACCUGAAGAACUUUAACCAGUUUAAUGGGAAAGAGAACAAGGCAGCAAGUCAUAAGAAAGGUGGUGGUGGUAAGGGAGUCAAUCUAGUUCAAGUGAUCAAUAAGGCCAUGGGAAGCAAAAAUGGUGGUGACGGAAAGCAAAAUCAAGCCAGUGGUGGCGGUAAAAAGGGCCAUGGAACUCAUGAGAGUAAGAAUGGAGGAGGAAGCAACAAGAACGCCAAAGGUGGAAAUCAGGGUAACCAUGGCCACCCUUCGUCCCAUGGAGCUAACAAACAUGUUGAUGGGAGCAACACUAACGGUUUUCCGGCAGGCGCCAUGCCGCCGGGCUACUUCCAGCCCGGAACGAUGCCGCCGGAGAUGAUGAUGGCAGGUGGAAACCCCUACCAACAGCAGCAAUACUUGCAAGCACUAAUGCAGCAGCAGCAGCAGCAACAGAGGAUGAUGAUGAUGGGUGGGGCAGAACGGCCGGCUUUCUCACCAGCACAGCUGGGCUACGGCUAUGGCCGGCCGGUCUACGUGCCGCAGAUGCAGCCGUACCCCCAGGAGGUGCCAUACAACAUGUUCAGCGAUGAGAAUCCUAACAGCUGCUCAGUCAUGUGAAGGAAGCAAAAGUGAGCUUGGUGUGUACAUGCAGCUGCCUCUGUUAUCUUCAUCAGUUCUUGUUGUUCUCUUUUUGUUGGAUUUGGGUUUACUUCCUUAGAUCUACAUCAGGUUGAUGCCUUUCUGCAGCUGUGAGCAGUAUACAGAGAGUUCUCAAUUCACCUUGUGGUUCUAAGAUAGUUCAGAACAAUACAUAUUCAUUACUGCUAUAAGUUUGGAAGACUGUGUAAUAGUCGAAAUCUAAGUUUUUACCACUGUCUGAUCA